Molecule: messenger RNA, 2950 nt
Organism: Drosophila hydei
Lineage: Eukaryota; Metazoa; Arthropoda; Insecta; Diptera; Drosophilidae
Product: sestrin homolog
Exons: 10
Coding region: 1182-2873 (563 amino acids)
Biological process (GO): positive regulation of macroautophagy; cellular response to L-leucine; cellular response to leucine starvation
Cellular component (GO): nucleus
Molecular function (GO): L-leucine binding; oxidoreductase activity, acting on peroxide as acceptor
Source: RefSeq, a predicted model, not a curated record
AAAUUAUUUCGUUAAAUUCAUUUCUAGUUGUGUGAUUUAUUAUUAUAAUUUGUUCUGUGCGUUAUCAUCGUUUUUCAUGUAAAAGACCAAAAAAACAUUGCAGCUGUUAUCAGAACUGCAUAUGUAUGUAUGGAGUACAUUGUAUAUAAAUAAGCAACAGAAUCAACGAGUGGCCGUCUUAUCAGCUACGUAAAAACCAAAACAACAAAGUAUAGAAACACUAAAAGCGAUCUCAAAAGAACAAAAACAAAAACAGAAAAAGCGCUGCUGUUUACAACACCAUCGAACAGAAGAAGAAGCAGAACAACGACUACAAAUAAUUGUUAUAAAGUGCAGAGAGAAGCUACAGACUACAGUUCAGCAGUUUCGUUCACAAUAGCUCUAUGGUUCAAGAUACGCCCCAGUAGUGAGUGAGAGUGAUUUCGGCCAGGCGGCAAGCUGAUUCCAAUGAAAACCAAUGCAAACAACUAUUGCAAUUAUCUUAGUAGUGCAUGCGACGAGUCAAACGUUUCUAGAGAACAGCUGAAGAGGAAGCGCGAGUCUCGCAGUCAUACGUACAAGUGUUUGAAUCAUAAUCCGUUAACAAGCCUCAAGCUGCUUGAACAGCAACGCCAUCAACUGCAGCAACUGCAGCAACUCAAUCUCUGUUUGAAUUUUAACUACAAAAACAACUCCUGACCAAGAGCCGAAGUUCAAGUUGUUGACGUUUCUGCCUUUCUUUGACUCGUUUCCAGAGCCAGAGUGGCUCUGGGUUUUUUAUUUUUCGUUUGGUCGACCGCCUGUUGCACAAAAGUCAAAGCCAAGGCAGUUGCCUUAAUUGCCCCGACAACCACAACAUCAACAACAGCAACAGCAACAGCAACAGCAAAAAUCAACGAGGAGAGUAAAAAGGCGUUCCACCGAAAACGAAAUUCUGCAAGUGAAAACUUACUUUACAAUCAAACAGUGCGAGAGAGAAAGAGAGAGAGAGAGCGCGGGAGAGAGACAGGAGGAGGAGAGAGCAGCGAGAGAAAUCUAGAUUGUGAAUGACAACGAGUCAGGCAGCUCCUUUAGCUACAAAGCGACCACGCUGACUCUGACGAUUUCCUUUACAGUAAAAAACCAGUAACUGUAACUGGAACUGGUAUUCGUCUGCACACACAUACAUACAAUUAACUUUAUCAGCGGCUCAACACACACCAAUGUACUCGGCUUUUGAUUAUUACGCGGAAAUGGGACAAAUCUCACAAGAUUGCGCUUCAACUGAUCUUGAUAUGGAUGAUCUCGAUGACUGUGACCAGGUGACACAGGUGAUUGGCUAUCAUCCGCGAUAUCGUGAUCAUUUUCUGCACACGCAGAACUUUAUUAUGAAAGGUGAUGGACCCUUGCCCUACGCAUAUAGAUACUAUUUGGCCAUAAUAGCUGCUGCACGGCAUCAAUGCCCCUACCUGGUGAAGCGGUAUGAGAAGGAGUUUCUUAAUCAGGGUGGCAAUAGCGAGUGGCUAAAUGGCUUGGAAUAUAUACCCGCCAAAUUACGUGCCAUAUAUGAUAUUAAUAAAAUAUUAGCUCAUCGCCCCUGGCUGCUGCGCAAGGAGCAUAUUGAGCGCCUGACCAAAGGUAGAAAUAGCUGGUCUUUGUCUGAGGUGGUGCAUGCGAUGGUCUUGCUAUCGCAUUUCCAUUCGCUUUCAUCGUUUGUGUUCUCCUGCGGCCUCACACAAAAGCUCGAUGGUUUGUCUAGUCCCAAAUUGAAAGGUGCGCCCCUGUUGAUGCAGUCUCAGACGCAGCCCCAGCCCCAGCCACAGCCGCAGCCACAGCUGCAGGUGCAGUCGCCGAAGCUUGAUGAUGCCAGCCAGACCCCAACCAGCCCCAUUUACCAGCAGCAGCAACAGCAACAGCAACAGCAACAGGAGCAGCAGCAGCAGCAGCAGCAACAGCAACAGCAACAGCAACAGCAGCAGCAGCAGCAGCAGCAGAAAAACGUUCUAGGGGAGAUAUCAUUGAACAAUAGCAGCAGCGGCAGCGGCAACAGCAGCGCUGCUGUCAGCAGUGGCGUUGGCGUUGGCGUUGGCGUCGGCGGUGGUGGCAACAAUACAAAGCCAGAUUAUAAUAAUACAAUGGACAACAACAAUGGCAAAAGCAGCGCAGCCAACAACAGUUUCGGCCAACACUAUUUGGCUACCGCACAACAGCAGCCGCAGCCGCAGCCGCAAAUUCAUUUUGGUAUCUGUGUGGAGGCCGUAAUGGAGCGCAUGAAAGUACUUUCGCAGAACCAGGACGAGUGCAGCGAGGCCGAGCUAAGUAAUCGCUUUAAGAGCGUCGAGCUGCAGACAGCUGAGCUGGCAGCUGCCACGCCCCCCGAGGUAACAGUCGCCUUGCCGCCCAUCAUUUCGCAUUAUGUCGACGAUGCGGGCUUUACGUACCAGGACUUUGCCCGUCGCGGUGCCGAGAAUAUAAAUACAUUUCGCAUACAGGACUAUUCCUGGGAGGAUCACGGCUAUUCUCUUGUGGAGGGCUUGUACAACGAUGUGGGCACCUUUCUGGAUGACAAGUUUCGGGCUGCCUACAAUUUGACCUAUUUCACCAUGGGCGGCAUUAAGAAUGUGGACACCUCGAAGUUUCGUCGUGCCAUCUGGAAUUAUAUCCAAUGCAUCUUUGGCAUACGACACGACGACUACGACUACGGAGAAGUCAAUCAGCUGCUUGUACGUCCUCUGAAAAUGUUUAUAAAGACAGCCUGUUGUUUUCCAGAGCGCAUUACCACCAAGGAUUACGAUAGUGUGCUCGUCGAGCUGCUCGACAGCGAAAAGGUUCAUGUUAAUCUAAUGAUAAUGGAAGCCCGCAACCAGGCCGAACUACUCUAUGCUUUGCGCGAGAUUAUGCGCUAUAUGACUUGAUCUCAUUAAGUGAUUAAAUAUAUAUAUUCAUAUAUAUACAAAUACAUAUACAUACAAAAGAAACAACAUGCAUGCAU